This is a messenger RNA of Adineta steineri, 2967 nucleotides long. Lineage: Eukaryota; Metazoa; Rotifera; Eurotatoria; Adinetida; Adinetidae. The record is from the annotation of a GenBank genome assembly.
AUGCGUAUUUCAACAUACUGUGCUGUUCUUCUUUGUAUUGUUGCACAGUGUUUUGCAGCAUCACACAAGUCGCGAAACACCUGUGGUUAUGAUUCAUGCAAUUUGGGUCAAGCAAAUAAACUCAAUGUUCACAUAGUACCACACACACACGAUGAUGUCGGUUGGCUUAAAACAGUCGAUCAAUACUACUACGGGGCUCGCAACGACAUUCAGCAUGCCUCUGUUCAAUACAUUCUUGAUUCAGUUAUUGAAGAACUCGUACAAAAUCCUGAACGACGUUUUAUCUAUGUUGAAAUAGCUUUUUUCUGGCGUUGGUGGAAUCAACAAUCAAACGAUACACGUAAUUUCGUCAAAGAGCUCGUAAAUGCAGGUCGUCUCGAGUUUAUUUCGGGCGGUUGGUGCAUGCAUGAUGAAGCGACAACGUAUUAUAAUUCGAUUAUCGAUCAACACACUUUAGGAGCUGAGUUUUUGCGCGACCAAUUUGGUGAAUGCGCUCGACCAAAAAUCGGUUGGCAAAUAGAUCCAUUUGGUCAUUCACGCGAAGUUGCAUCACUUUUUGCACAGAUGGGCUUCGAUGGUCUGUUUUUUGCACGAGCCGAUUAUCAAGAUUCCGACCUACGUAAUAGUACAAAAACAAUGGAAAUGAUCUGGAAGGGUAGUGCCAAUUUGGGCCGUCAGAGUUGGCUAUUUACUGGUCUUUUGGCAGAUUUUUACGAUCCACCAGACUCACUUUGUUUCGAUCGAUCCUGUGGUGAUCAACCUAUUAUAGAUGAUCCAAGCCUGAAUGAUUAUAAUGUUCCUGAACGAGUACAAACAUUCAUCGAUGCUGCACAUGAUCAGGCAUAUGGUUUUGCUACUAAUCAUAUCAUGAUGACGAUGGGUAGUGAUUUUCAUUAUGAAAAUGCUAAUCUAUGGUUUAAAAAUUUGGAUAAAUUGAUCAAAUAUGUUAAUGCUCAGCAAACAAAUGGUAGCGAUGUUAAUGUGUUCUAUUCGACACCUUCAUGUUAUGUAUAUGCGUUGAAUAAAGUUGACAGAGCAUGGACAUCUAAAACGGAUGAUUUUUUUCCUCUUGGUGAUACUCCACACGGAUUUUGGACGGGUUAUUUUACUUCACGAGCUGCACUUAAACGUUAUGAACGACACUCAAAUAAUAUUCUUCAAGCCACACGUCAACUCAAUGCACUUUCACAAAUCAAUUUGCGCAAUGAUAUUUUUUAUCUGAGUGAAGCGAUGGGUAUUGUUCAACAUCACGAUGCAAUCAGUGGAACAGAGAAGCAAAAUGUUGCUGAUGAUUAUGCACAACGGCUGUCCGAAGGAAUUGAUAAAGCCGCGGAUGUGAUCAACAAUGCCUAUGCUAAAUUAUUGCCGAACGAGAGUGAAAUACCAAUGAAUGCAACUCAGUUUCUCUGUCAAUAUUCAAACAUUAGUGAAUGUUUACCCAUUGAAGGACAGAAACAGUUCACAUUAACACUUUGGAAUCCAACAAUUCAUCCAAUUAUUCAUCACGUUCGAGUACCUGUUACAAAAGAAUAUUUGAUUCGUGAUCCAAUGGGAAGCAUUGUUUCCGCUGAAUAUGUUCCGAUUUCAACCACCACGAGAAACAUUCCUGGUCGCAAGAGUUCUGCUCAAAACCAAUAUAUAUUCACAACUUCACUUCCUGCUCUUGGCUUUAGUACUUAUUAUUUCGAAGCUAAAAGUGGUGAGAAAAUCAGAAAACAGAAGACGACAACAACACGAAACGAAGCGUGUACUCUGGAGAACGAAUAUAUUCGAGUUGAAUUUGACGAUCACGGCAAUCUACAUCAGAUCAUCAAUUUAGAAAAGGGCAUUGCAGUACCAUUUACUACACAAGGCUUCUACUGGUACACAAGCUUUGCUGGUAACAAUUCUCGUCCAGAAUUUCAAUCAUCGGGUGCUUACGUUUUUCGGCCGCUGACAUCGAAAAUACAACCUGUAAGCACCACUCGUACCAUAACAUGUACAAAAACGGAAACAGUACAAUCUGCAUCAAUCGUAUUCAAUGCAUGGGCCAGUCAAGAAGUGAGCCUAUUCCAUGGAAUGCGAACUGUUGAAAUAGAGUGGACAGUUGGACCCGUUCCGAUCGAUGAUAAUGUCGGUAAAGAGAUUAUUAUACGAUAUGAUACCGACAUUGAAAGCGCAUCGAAAUAUUAUACAGAUGCUAAUGGACGUGAAGUACUUGAACGAAUACGUAAUUAUCGACCAACAUGGAACUAUUCUAUUGUCGAAAAUGUUAGUGGCAAUUAUUAUCCUAUCAAUAGCCGCAUUUGGAUUAAAGAUCAUACACGCCAAUUGACUGUUCUUAUCGAUCGAUCUGAAGGUGGUGCAAGUAUCCUAGAUGGUUCAAUCGAAAUCAUGGUCCAUCGUCGUAUAGCCCACGACGACUCUCUCGGUAUUAAUGAACCAUUAAAUGAAACAGCUUUUGGUGAAGGUCUUGUCGUACGUGGCAAACAUUUUCUCAUCCUCGAAUCACCUGAGAACAGUUCUCGCAUUCAUCGAGUUGGUGCUCAGCAAUUGUUCAUGCAUCCCAUUGCUACCUAUGCUCUACCUCAAACAUCCUAUGCAAAUUAUUCGAAAGCCUAUCAUCAAACAUGGUCUGCUCUCUCGGAAAGUAUGCCGCUCAAUGUUCAUUUGUUGACACUCGAUCAGUUGAACCCCAGACAAUUUCUUAUCCGUGUUGAACAUUACUUUGAACUCAAUGAAGAUGAUAUCUAUUCACACCCUGUCGAAGUUGAUCUACAAGCGUUUUUCAAAAGUCUCGGCACGAUUACUGAUUUGACUGAACUAACACUCGGUGCUAAUAUGCCCUUAUCCCAAUUACAUCGACUCGACUGGCGGACAACCGACAAAGAAUCGUCACAUAUCGACAUGCCGAAGUAUUCAUCAUUAAAAGAUACAAUAGUCACGCUCAAUCCGAUGCAAAUCAAGACAUUUCAAGUCACAUUGUGA